This is a messenger RNA of Sphaerodactylus townsendi, 572 nucleotides long. RefSeq names its product cocaine- and amphetamine-regulated transcript protein-like. Lineage: Eukaryota; Metazoa; Chordata; Lepidosauria; Squamata; Sphaerodactylidae. Gene Ontology annotation, biological process: G protein-coupled receptor signaling pathway; positive regulation of MAPK cascade; negative regulation of appetite. Gene Ontology annotation, molecular function: neuropeptide hormone activity. The record is from RefSeq and is a predicted model, not a curated record. The transcript has 4 exons. Bases 51 to 374 code for a protein of 107 amino acids.
UUCGGAGGAAGCCUGAGUUGUGGACUUCUUUGACCUGGGAGUUCAGCACCAUGGCUAGCUCCAGGCUCUAUAUACUCUGCUUUGGGUGCUCCAUUCUCUUGCUCUUGGGGGCUUGCGAGGAACCAACCAAGAUUCAAGGUGCGGGAGAUGCAGCUGAGGAAAGCCAGGAGGAAAAAGAAAUGAUUGAAGCUCUGCAGGAGGUGCUGGAGAAGCUGAGGAAUAGCCGGAUGCCGCUGCUUGAAAAGAAGUUAGGAUGGGUUCCUUCGUGCGACGCAGGGGAGCAAUGCGCAGUGCGGAAAGGGUCUCGCAUUGGCAGGCUUUGCAACUGCCCCCGUCGAACGUCCUGCAACAUGUACAUCUUGAAGUGCUUGUGAGGAUGCGGGCAAGGGGCACGGGAGAGAGUGGAUCCUGGACGGGAGCUCCACGCACAGCUCCAGGUUGUAGAAACUCUUCAGAAAACGCCCUCUUGUGGAUCCGCUUGUCCAGAGACAUUGGGAAUCUCCAUCCUCUGAACCCAGAAAAAUGGCCAAACUCCUGCAGGCUCUUUUCCCACCAGGCAGACCAAGAAAAUA